GCCUCGCUGAGGACCCCGGGCUGGGCGCCGCCGCCGGUUUGUCUACCCUUUCCCUCAGCCACCUCCUUUCAACCUUGUCCACCCGUCGGCGCGGCCUUUGCUGCAGCGGCGGCGGCUCCCGUUCCUGCCGCAGCUCUGUCCCCUCCUUCCCUCCCCACCAGAUCCCCGAGUUCGCCCGUCAUGGCUUUACUCACUGCGGCCGCCCGGCUCUUUGGAGCCAAGAAUGCAUCGUGUCUUGUUCUUGCUGCUCGGCAUGCCAGUGCGUCCCCUACGAAUUUGAAAGACAUAUUGGCAGAUCUGAUACCCAAGGAGCAAGCCAGAGUAAAGACCUUCAGGCAGCAACAUGGCAAGACAGUAGUGGGUCAAAUCACUGUGGACAUGAUGUAUGGUGGCAUGAGAGGCAUGAAGGGAUUGGUAUAUGAAACAUCAGUUCUUGAUCCUGAUGAGGGCAUCCGUUUCCGAGGUUACAGUAUCCCUGAAUGCCAGAAACUGCUGCCCAAGGCUAAAGGGGGUGAAGAACCCCUGCCAGAGGGCUUAUUUUGGUUGCUGGUAACUGGACAAAUCCCAACAGAAGAACAGGUGUCUUGGCUUUCAAAAGAGUGGGCAAAGAGGGCAGCUCUACCUUCCCAUGUGGUCACCAUGCUAGACAACUUUCCCACCAAUCUACAUCCCAUGUCUCAGCUCAGUGCAGCCAUUACAGCCCUCAACAGUGAAAGCAACUUUGCCCGAGCAUAUGCAGAGGGUAUCAACCGAACCAAGUACUGGGAGUUGAUUUAUGAAGAUUGUAUGGAUCUUAUCGCAAAGCUACCUUGUGUUGCAGCAAAGAUCUACCGGAAUCUCUAUCGGGAGGGUAGCAGUAUCGGGGCCAUUGACUCUAAGCUGGACUGGUCCCAUAAUUUCACCAACAUGUUAGGCUAUACUGAUGCUCAGUUCACUGAGCUCAUGCGCUUGUACCUCACCAUCCACAGUGACCAUGAGGGAGGCAAUGUAAGUGCCCAUACCAGCCACUUGGUGGGCAGUGCCCUUUCAGACCCCUACCUGUCCUUUGCAGCAGCCAUGAACGGGCUAGCAGGGCCCCUACAUGGUUUAGCAAAUCAGGAAGUACUUGUUUGGCUGACACAACUACAAAAAGAAGUUGGCAAAGAUGUGUCAGAUGAGAAGUUACGAGACUACAUAUGGAACACACUCAACUCAGGACGGGUUGUCCCAGGCUAUGGCCAUGCAGUACUAAGGAAGACUGAUCCACGAUAUACCUGUCAGCGAGAGUUUGCUCUUAAACACCUGCCUCAUGACUCCAUGUUUAAGCUUGUUGCUCAGCUGUACAAGAUUGUGCCCAAUGUCCUGUUAGAGCAGGGCAAGGCCAAAAAUCCUUGGCCCAAUGUAGAUGCUCACAGUGGGGUGCUGCUCCAGUACUACGGCAUGACAGAGAUGAAUUACUACACAGUCCUGUUUGGGGUGUCACGGGCACUGGGCGUACUGGCACAGCUCAUUUGGAGCCGAGCCCUAGGCUUCCCACUAGAGAGGCCCAAGUCAAUGAGCACGGAUGGUCUGAUGAAGUUUGUGGACUCUAAGUCAGGGUAAAACUGGAGACUGGGGGGAAACUAACUACCAGAAAGUGAGGGAGCUUUAAAAAAAAGUAUAAUUUUGUUUUGUUUCAGGGGGCUUUUUAAGAUUUAAGAUUAAAUUGUAUCUGAGGCACUGAUAAUAAGUUUGAAGUUAAAAUAGAAAUUAAGACUUUAAAAAGUAACCCCUUCUUCCCUAAUCCUUUUUCCUGCCUGGUGAGUUGCCCAUCAACUGUAGGGUGACCAGGACUAAUGCAUGUGGUAUGGGUUAGGUUUGGGCCCCCCCUCCCACCACCACCACCACCACCGCCUCUAGAGUGAGAGUCUGACUCUUCUUUACCUGGGUCAAAGCUGGUUGCAGAGAAUCUGCAGUGACUUUAGAGCUUUUGGUUCUACUCAGCCCAGCCCUCCAUAGGCCAGCAAAUCGGGACUCUGCCCCUUCUGUUCCCAUAGAAAUCAUGUUGGAUUAUCAGUUCUGUGAAGCCUCAUUGCUCUCUCCCAUGCACACAGACACUUCCUACCAAGACCUGUUGGGUUAGGCAGACCUCUUUGGCAUUUUUUUUAUGCUACCAGGUGACCAUAAAGGCCAUGGCAUUUGUUGUGACUGGCACCCAAUGUUUGAUUUUUCUCUUUU
Messenger RNA from Neofelis nebulosa (Clouded leopard), 2196 nucleotides. RefSeq names its product citrate synthase (gene CS). Gene Ontology annotation, cellular component: mitochondrial matrix. Lineage: Eukaryota; Metazoa; Chordata; Mammalia; Carnivora; Felidae. The record is from RefSeq and is a predicted model, not a curated record. The transcript is spliced from 11 exons. Gene Ontology annotation, biological process: citrate metabolic process; tricarboxylic acid cycle; carbohydrate metabolic process. Bases 181 to 1581 code for a protein of 466 amino acids.